CGCGUCCUUCUCUACCCGAAUCGUACCAUGUCAUGGAAUAACAGUCUAUCCGUCCUCAUCAUCUGAACAUAAGUAUCGUCCCAGGAGGCACCAACACGCUAUCCGUGCCACUGCCUGUUCAACGGACACCAUGACCGCGUCUGGUCCGACCUACGCGGACUUCGAGAAAGGCGACUUCGUGUUGAAAGAAAGCUGCAGCUCCAACGAGGCUGCAAGCUACUCGGAGCAGGACAGUCGACGCCUCGUUUGGCGACAGGACGUACGGAUCAUCCCUCUGGCGUGCGUGGUUUACCUCCUGUGUUAUUUGGAUCGCUCAAAUAUCGGGAAUGCGAAGGUCGCUGCGGAGGAUAAGGGCCAUUCUCUGGAGAAAGACCUAUCCAUAUCGACUGGGCAGUACAAUGCCGCGUUGAUGCUCUUUUUCGUGGCGUAUAUGAUUUUCGAAACACCGAGCAAUAUUCUGCUCAAGAAGAUCGGGCCUGCUCCUUGGAUAGCCUUCAUCACCUGUGCAUGGGGUAUCGUGACGAUGUGCUUGGGCGCGGUUCAGAAUUUCGCUGGCCUUGCGGUCGUACGCUUUCUACUCGGAGCGAUAGAGGCGGGACUUUUCCCGGGCUUUGUAUAUUACCUCACCUUCUGGUACCGCCCGGAAGAGCGUAGUGUCCGCGUUGCCUUGAUCCUGGCAUCUGCGACCUUGGCAGGGGCUUUUGGGGGUGCCCUUGGAACAGGCAUCACAUUCAUGGACGAUGUCUCUGGUAUUCAUGCCUGGCGAUGGAUUUUCAUCCUGGAAGGAAUCCCUUCCAUCAUAUGCAGCGUAAUCGUAUGGUUCUGCCUGCCUAACUACCCGGAAACAUCAUCAUGGCUAUCCGAGGAAGAGAAAGCAUUAGCCGCAGUCAGACUCACAGGCGACAACUCGUCCCAUGGUUCACACGAGUUGACCUGGGCAGAGGCCAAAGAGACGCUAACGGACUGGCGGCUUUAUGUGCAUUAUCUCGCGUAUAUUGGAAUAUCGGCACCCUUCUCGUCGCUCUCGCUGUUUGCGCCGACAAUCGUGGCUGGUCUGGAUUAUAAGGGAAUUGAUGCCAAUCUUUUCACAGUGCCUCCUUACGCUGUCGCGUGGGUUUUCACUGUCGCCGUUGCAUUUGCGGCCGAUCGCUGGAAUCGCCGAGCUUUGGCGAGCGGAGUGACCUCGCUGAUCGCUUCGAUAUCAUUCUUGCUCUUGGCUGCCUUGGAUGGUGACCGCUUCAAAGCACGUUACGGUUUACUGGUUAUAGCCACGACCUUCUCCUUCGCGUGUAUACCACCUCUACUAGGCUGGCUGUCUUCCAAUCUACGAGGCACAACAUCAGUGACCCUUGGCGUGCCGCUCAAUAUCUCGGCCGGGGCGAUUGGGCAGAUCGUCGGAGUCUGGAUAUACAAGUCCAAUGAAAAGCCGGCGUUCAAGACCGGAAAUUACACCAAUUUCGCGUUCCUGCUUAUGACUUCCGCGCUAUGCGGGGUCUUAACUGUACAAUAUCGCAGGCGGAAUCAGGAAAUCAUUAGAAAUGGUAGUGACCAGAGGCUGUGGGUAUUAUAGGAUGAUAUGGAUGGGUGUGCCCGUCCCCACGAGGGGACGGCAAGUUUAUAAUACUGGCGAUACGUAGCGACAUAAUGGAGAGGAUGGACAGAUGGCCCUUGUGCGUAUGAUUGCAUUUGUUUGAGGCAAUGCUAGUAUGACACAGUGCCCGGAAAUUGGGGGUGUACUGAGAGGUUUGCGGUCCGGAGCUUUCAACGUCCUUAAUUGGGCCUGCUCAGGCAUACAUAUUCCAUGUUCAUGAAGCAACCGAAGUGGAGCCAAUCCGCAGCUCAAUGAAGCGGAGAACGUGACGAGGCAAUUGCCUCUAUGGUGGCGCCUCCGUUCGUUCGCCCCACCGGUAUAGCUGGCGCCGUGCGCCGUGGUUUGACCGGAGGAGGGGGAGGCGCUGCUCGACGCUUCGGUUUCCCGGCAGCUGAUGCGUUGAAAGUAUUGGACGGUGUCACCGGCUUGUUCGCGGGUGCCGUCGUCGUCGACGAGGCGGAAGCAGUUCUGAAUGACCCGCCUUCGAUUGCGGGAGGGCUCGAGAAUGAGUGUGUGAUGAUACCAUCCACCGCCUUGCCCAGUCCAGGCCCACCUUUGUCAUACCCAGCCGCCUUCGCCUGCGUGAGGACGGCUGUUAUGCUCGUGCUGGCGCCGUCCACGGUGAGCGCAAAACUGCGAGUGCUGUUCGACUCGAGUAUAUCCGCUGAAUCUGCGCGCUCCCGUCGUUUGGCCAAGAAGGCCGGAUCUGCGUGCGCGCUAGCGGUGGCGGCGAUGAUGGGAAGACUCGAUGAGCUACUGUUCUUCGUGUUACUGGACCGGCGGAGGUGUUCUAGUCGAUAGGGCAUAGGUUUCUCGCGUGAAGACGAUUCCGAAGCUUCCUUAACCUUAGCGUUUAAAUUCUCCGCGCUACGGCUGCCCUUUAAGCUUCGUUGCCUUCCGAGAGUGGAGGGUCGGCGCGUGUGAUGCGCGGGGUUCACGUCGCGCGACAGCGACACGUCAGCGGACAGGGGACUGACAGUGUCUUGUCGAGGUGGUGGCGCGCUGUUUUUCCGAAGACCCUCUUGCACGCACCAUUCACCGCUGAGGCAGCGUUCAACGAGGCGCUUCGUGGUGGGGUCGAUGUCGCGGAUCUCAGGCUUCUCAACAAGCGACUCGAGGGCGCGCACGAUUUGAGGCCGUUUGUAUGGCAUGCUCCGCAGUUGCGUUUUCGUCAGAAGGGGGUGCAGAACACGAAGGAAAGUGUGACGUAAAGAUUCGCUCUCCUCGUCCAAGUCAACAAGCUCGCGCAGAAAGACAUCGACCAAAACGCAGAGGUCGUUGGUAUAAAAGAACUCUGACGUUCCCUUGGUAGUAAAGAGGAGGUAGAGCAUCUUGAGGACCAAAAGCUGCAUGCAUCGAUCUUCCGCGCUGUGAUCGCUAGCACGGUUCAACAUGAAAAUCAUGCUUUCACCGAAUGUUUGACUGGAAUUCAGACGGCGCAUGAGAACCCGUAAAACACGAUUUUGUGAGCCCUGCUCUUCCACGUGCUUGGAUUCAGGGGUUUUGCGGCUCGAUGGCAGCACAGCGACCAUGAAUUGUUCAUUCAAGGCGACGAUGAGUUUGACGACCGCAAAGUUAAGCGAGUCGUCCUGAAACGUCCUUGUAUCUUCGACCAAGUCAAAUAACCGAUCCAGAAAACCAUCGUCAAAUAUCUUGAGCUCCUGCAAAGACAUUUUCUGCACCCUACAAACCUCGUACAUCAACCGAACGGAAAGAGAUCUCAGUUUCGCCUCGAUGGGUACAACGAGACCCUUCGCCCAUCCUGAACUGGAGCCGGCCGUGGUGCCAACGUAGGUAUCGUCGAUGUCGGGGUCCAGGUCGACGAGCACGUAGUCCAUGAGCAAGGGGAUGAUUGGCUGCCACUUCUUGUGAGACCGCAAAAAGUCGGAUUUGCGACGACCAUGCAUAAGGAGGACGUUGUACAGUACGAACUGUCGAUGCGGAUCGGUGGUCGUCUGACCCUCGUCUAGAAGGAUCUCACACAUCCGUUCCGAGUGAAAUGACAUCAGAUCCGAGUCCAAGAGGAUAUCUAUCGCAUGUUCCAGCUGAAGGGGGCUCUGAAGGUACUGUUCGUGGUAUGAUGCACAGAACGUGAUGAACCGCUUUAGAGCGUUGUCCAGAACCGAGAGCGUCGAGUCGGACGGAACGUGGAUGAUGUCCUCCAGCUCUAGCCAAAACUCCUGAGCAUUCUCGAGUAUAUAGACAAUACCGAGGUCAUCCGCCAUCGUAGCAGUGUCGUAUGAGGAUGGUAGGCUGUUCGUCGCUAACUCCGUUCGACGUCUUCUCGUUCUCCGCCGUCAGUAUCGGCGUCCUGGCAGCAUCCACAGAUGCAAUGCACCUGCUACUGCUGGUUGGUCGGUUCUGUACGCCGGUAUCACUGCCGGUGUCACUCGCGGAAUCGGACAGCAGCCAACGGGAAAAGGAGUCGAAUCCGGCCGUCACGGUCGAGUGUUGCCGAGUGGCUUGAGCCU
Punctularia strigosozonata HHB-11173 SS5 is the source of this 4062-nucleotide messenger RNA. RefSeq names its product MFS general substrate transporter. The coding region runs from base 131 to 1570 and encodes 479 amino acids. The transcript has 21 exons. Gene Ontology annotation, cellular component: membrane. Gene Ontology annotation, molecular function: transmembrane transporter activity. The record is from RefSeq and is a predicted model, not a curated record. Gene Ontology annotation, biological process: transmembrane transport. NCBI's taxonomy places the organism in Eukaryota, Fungi, Basidiomycota, Agaricomycetes, Corticiales, Punctulariaceae.